Exophiala bonariae is the source of this 531-nucleotide messenger RNA. RefSeq lists its product as uncharacterized. The transcript has a single exon. Lineage: Eukaryota; Fungi; Ascomycota; Eurotiomycetes; Chaetothyriales; Herpotrichiellaceae. The record is from RefSeq and is a predicted model, not a curated record. The coding region runs from base 1 to 531 and encodes 176 amino acids.
AUGGCACGGAAGAAGGUCGCCGAGCCUAAGCAAGAGACGAGGCGCUCAUUCGUCUUCCCGUGGCUGCAUAAAGAUGUCGAAAAUGCAGUAUCUCACAGCAUGACCUGUACAUGGGUUCGACGAAGUGACGGCGACAAAAGUGCCAACAGAGAAUAUACCUCUCACGUCAUGGGCAAGUUCGAAUGCGUCGAAACCGCGUGCAGUACCGAUGGCUGGAGCGGCAAGAAAGUGGCUAUACGAAUAAGAGGCUACACGAAUAAUGGGUACAACGCGAUAGUCUUCAAUCAGCGUUGCAGGAGAUGCGAACAGCUCGGAACUUUCACUCUGGACAAGGCAGCUUAUAUCGAACGAAUUGCAUACAGAGUUCAGAAGUGGGCCGGAGUUCAAGAAGUGGAACCACCAUAUUACGAUGAAAAGAAAGGCCCACCUCACAGGGAAGAUCUCUGCGAAGGCUGUAAGAAAGGGGUAUGUAAACAGAAAGAUGACUGGCAGGGAACAGGUAUUCCGAGUGCCAAGCCCUUGGUCAUGUGA